This is a messenger RNA of Wallemia ichthyophaga EXF-994, 3174 nucleotides long. RefSeq names its product putative importin subunit beta-4. Bases 1 to 3174 code for a protein of 1057 amino acids. The transcript is spliced from 4 exons. Gene Ontology annotation, cellular component: cytoplasm; nucleus. Gene Ontology annotation, molecular function: small GTPase binding; nuclear import signal receptor activity. The record is from RefSeq and is a predicted model, not a curated record. NCBI's taxonomy places the organism in Eukaryota, Fungi, Basidiomycota, Wallemiomycetes, Wallemiales, Wallemiaceae. Gene Ontology annotation, biological process: protein import into nucleus.
AUGGAGGCCUACGUACAAAAUCUCCAUAGUCUGCUUGAGCAGACAGUCGCGCCAGAUACACAGAUUAUCAAGAAUGCUACGGCGACAUUAAACGCACAAUACUACAAAGCACCUGAGUGCAUUCCAGGGCUAUUCGAGGUAGUAGCGUCAAGCCCAAUGGAUCCAGUCAGGCAAUUGGCUGCCGUUGAGCUGCGUAAGAGAGUCAGUAAUUCUAAUGGUAAUCUUUGGAAGAAUUGCCCUCAAGAAAUCAGAACUUCAAUCAAAUCUCGUUUGCUUGAAGUAAUUCUGGUUGAGCACAGUAAUCUUGUUCGUCACUCAUGCGCUCGUGUCAUCUCUGCAAUCGCUGAGAUCGAACUACCAUUAAACACUUGGCCAGAUCUUUUAAGCUACCUCACACAAGCUUCUACUUCACCAAACUCUGCGCACCGUGAGAUUGGUAUUUUUGUUCUCUACGCCCUCCUCGAAACUAUCAUCGAAGGUUUUGAAAGUCACCUGCCUUCUCUCUUCGCUCUCUUCGCAAAAAGCAUAUCAGACCCUGAGAGUUUGGAGGUUAGAGUCACAACCCUCAAAGCCUUAGGAAAGGUCGCUGAGUACAUUGAUAUCGAUGAUAAGAACGAUAUUAAAACCUUCCAAAGUCUUAUUGAGCCAAUGGUUAUCGUCCUCCAACAAGCCUUGGAAGCCGGUCAAGAGGACUCCGUAAAAGCUGGUUUUGACGUUUUCGAAACAAUGUUGAUCAUAGAAGCACCACUCCUUUCAAAGGCUAUACCAGACCUCGUUCAAUUUUUCUUAACUUCAGCCUCAAAUUCAAACUACGAAGACUCACUUAGAGUUAUGUGUCUUAACUGCUUGCUCUGGACUGUCAAAUACAAGAAAUCUAAGAUUCAGUCCCUUGGUCUUGCCAAGCCAAUCUUGGAGCGCUUGCUUCCAAUCGGUGCUGAAGAAGAUCCAGAAGACAUUGAUGAAGAUUCACCUUCUAGAUUAUCUUUCCGUGUUUUAGACACUUUAGCAACAUCUUUACCACCAUCGCAAGUGUUCCCUCCUCUUUACCAACAAUUACGUGAAUACAUGAAUUCCCCACAAGCACCACUACGUAAAUCAGCAAUGAUGGCCUUCGGUGUCACCGUGGAAGGAUGCUCAGAGUUCAUUAGACCUCACAUUGAUGAGCUUUGGCCAUUCAUCGACGCUGGUUUGCAAGAUGGCGAACCAAUAGUCCGCAAGGCUGCUUGUGUGGCUUUGGGUUGUAUUUGUGACAUGUUGGGUGAUGAAGCUGCGGAGAGACACGGUGUGUUGCUCCCAUUAGUUUUCAACCUUAUGAACGAUGAAGCAACUCAACGUCCAGCCUGUACCGCACUUGAUGCCCUUUUGGAAGUUCUUGGAGAGGACAUCAACCAGUACCUUCCAAUGCUCAUGGAGAGAUUAGUUGGAUUGCUGUCGACAGCCCCACUAGCAGUUAAGAGUACAGUUACUGGUGCAAUUGGUUCAGCCGCUCACGCUGCCAAGACUCAAUUCGUACCCUACUUCGCACAAACAAUUCAAUUGAUCCUUCCGUUCCUCAACUUGACGGAAGAGGGUGAAGAAAUGGAUCUCAGGGGUGUAACAAUGGAUGCUGUUGGUACAAUCGCCGAAGCAGUCGGACCAGAAGUAUUCAGACCUGUCUUCCAAGAAAUCAUGCAGCAAGCAUAUGCAGGAAUGAACAUUGAUUCACCACGCUUGCGUGAAUGUUCUUUCAUCUUCUUCACCGUCAUGACUAGAGUCUUCGGAGAAGAAUUCUCACCAUUCCUUGGUGAUGUUGUACCAGCUCUUUUGCGCAGCUUGGGUCAAGACGAAACCGAUGAUAUGGAAGGUGGUGGUGGUGAUGGAUUGUUCGAUGCUGGCGAAGAAAACGUCGAAGAUAUUGAUCCAGAAAGAAUGCUAUCAGUAAAUAGUGCAAUGGCAAUCGAGAAAGAGGUAGCUGCAGAUGCAAUUGGUGAAAUUUUUAUCAAUACCAAGUCAAAUUUCCUGCCAUUCGUAGAGGAGUCUGUUGGAAAAUUGAUUGAUCAACUCGAACAUUACUACGAAGGUAUUAGAAAGAGUGCACUUUCAAGUUUAUUUGCUUUCAUGUCAGCAUUCUAUGAAAUAUCUUCACCAGCGCAAUGGCAAGCAGGCAUUGCUACAUCAUAUCAUGAAAAUGUUGAAAAGUUGAUCGAGCUUGUUUUACCUGCAAUCUUUGAUACUUGGGCACAAGAAGAUGAUAAGCAAGUUGUAACAACGAUUGUACAAGAACUUGCUGAAACUCUCAACAAGAUGGGACCAUCCUUGAUUUUAAGAGAUGGCCGCGUUGAAAACGUCUGUAACUCAACCGCUGAGAUUUUGAACGGCAAGUCACUUUGUCAACAAGAUCCAGAUCAGGAUGACGAACUAGAGGAGGAUGUUGAAAAUGCAGAGUAUGAGUCAGUACUAAUUCAAGCCGCUGGAGACUUAGUUGGUGCAUUGGCGACAUCAAUUGGACAACAAUUCUCUGGACCAUUUGGAACAUUUUUGCCAUUAAUUGCCAAAUUCUACGGAAAGGGUAGAGCCGUCGGUGAAAGAUCAUCAGUGAUUGGAACCAUAGGAGAGAUUAUCGUUGGAUUGAAGUCUGGUAUUACACCACACACAGAAAAUUUACUCAAGUUAAUCUUAACUGCACUUUCAGACGAAGAAGCAGAAGUAAGAUCUAAUGCAGCAUUUGCAACUGGUGUGUUAGUUGAGAACACUGAAUUAGACCUCUCAGGUCAAUACAUGAUGAUACUAUCGUCACUGAAACCGUUGUUUGAUGUUGGACAUGAGGCACCAAGCCCAGUUUUGAAUGCCCGUGAUAAUGCAGCCGGUGCUACAUCAAGAAUGAUUAUAAAAAACGGAUCAGCUAUGCCAUUGGAUCAGGUGUUAUCAGUAUUAAUCAGUGUUCUGCCAUUAAGGAACGACUUAUUAGAGAAUGGCCCAGUUUUCAGAGCUAUCUUCACGUUGUUUAGAACUAAUGCAAAUUUAAUAAUGCCAGAGUUGCCAAAUUUGUUGGCUGUUUUCAAGCACGUUCUUGAUCCAUCAUUGCCUGAACAAAUCAGUCAAGAGGUCAGAUUAGAAUUGGUGGAGCUUAUUAAGGCAAUCAAUCAGCAAACACCGGAACAAGUUGCUCAAGCUGGAUUGAAUGCUUACAUUUAG